Molecule: messenger RNA, 5221 nt
Organism: Pangasianodon hypophthalmus (striped catfish)
Lineage: Eukaryota; Metazoa; Chordata; Actinopteri; Siluriformes; Pangasiidae
Product: potassium voltage-gated channel subfamily KQT member 4
Exons: 16
Coding region: 605-2716 (703 amino acids)
Biological process (GO): potassium ion transport; transmembrane transport
Cellular component (GO): membrane
Molecular function (GO): voltage-gated potassium channel activity
Source: RefSeq, a predicted model, not a curated record
ACCAGCGGCGCUGCCUUUGAAUCUCUUUCCCAGUCAGACUCCAGUGAAGACUGACACACAGAAGAACACACAGCAACUAAUCCCGAUAGUCUGUAUCUUUUGGGGGGGUUUAUUUGAGCAUGAUGCACGUGGGAGUCGCCAAACCGUGCUGUCAAACUUUGCAGCGUUUCCAUGCGGCGCUCGCAGUCCGCGCGCUCUGACAUGCCUCACGCAACUUCGCUCCAGUGGUGUUCCUGCGUGGAUAAAACCCUGCUGUCGGCUUGUGCGCCGCUGACUCGGACCUAACAGCUCACGAUGCACAGGCGCUGUUUUGCUCAGAUGUCCAAGACCUCCAGAUCAGCAGCUCCCCGUGACGCUCCGAUGACUUUUCACUUUUGUUUCGCUCAACUUUUUCUUUACGCGCACGUGCGUCUGUGCUCUUCACGCGCACUAACAUGCUUUUAAGAGAACUGCUUUUAAGAGAACUGCUCUUCUGACGCGCGCUCCAGCUUUCUUUCCGCUCGCGCAUUCUAUAAAAUUAGACACUACACCGACACUUAUGGCGCUUUUGUGUCAGAGUUGAGAUCCAGCCCGGCUCUAACGCGUUGUCCUGUGAGCAGAGGGCAUGCUGGGUAGCCCGUCCAAUAACGGCGGUGUGAGGAUGCUCGCUCCCCCCGCGGCCGACGACGACAGGCGCGUGGAGUUCGUGGCGCUGGCGGCUGUAAACACCGAGCCUCCGAGUCCUGAGCGCGCGCAGCCCUCACAGCGCACCGGCCUGCUGGGAACCCCGUUCCCCGCUCCCCCCGGACCCCGAGCCACCGCGUCCGCCUCCAGCAAGCGCUACCGCAAGAUCCAGAACUGCCUCUACAACGUGCUGGAGAGGCCGAGAGGAUGCGCCUUCAUCUACCACGCGUUCAUUUUCUUGCUGGUGUUCAGCUGUCUGGUGCUCUCCGUCUUUUCCACCAUUCCCACCCAUCAGGAAACUGCCAACCAGGGCCUCUUCAUCUUGGAGUUUGUGAUGAUCGUGGUGUUUGGCUUAGAGUACAUUGUGAGGGUAUGGGCAGCUGGCUGCUGCUGUCGCUACAGAGGAUGGCAGGGUCGUCUCCGUUUCGCCAGGAAACCCUUCUGCGUUAUAGACUUUAUUGUGUUUGUGGCGUCAGUGGCUGUGAUAGCGGCGGGAACGCAAGGGAACAUCUUUGCCACAUCGGCUCUCCGCAGUAUGCGCUUCCUGCAGAUUCUGCGAAUGGUGCGCAUGGACCGCCGAGGCGGCACCUGGAAACUACUGGGGUCUGUAGUGUAUGCACACAGCAAGGAGCUUGUCACAGCGUGGUACAUCGGCUUCCUGGUACUGAUAUUUGCCUCAUUUUUGGUCUAUUUGGCUGAAAAGGACAUCAACACCGAGUUCUCUACCUAUGCAGACUCCCUCUGGUGGGGAACUAUUACCCUCACCACAAUUGGCUACGGUGACAAGACUCCACACACGUGGCUUGGUCGGCUUCUGGCAGCUGGCUUUGCCCUGUUGGGGGUCUCUUUUUUUGCCCUGCCUGCAGGAAUCCUCGGUUCAGGUUUUGCACUGAAGGUGCAGGAGCAGCACAGACAGAAACACUUUGAGAAGAGGAGAACUCCAGCAGCCACUCUCAUACAGGCUGCGUGGCGUCUCUAUUCUACAGAUGCUCGUCAUUCAUAUCUCACAGCUACCUGGUAUUUCUAUGACAGUAUGCUCCCAUCCUUCAGAGAAUUGACGUUACUGUUCAGUCACCUUCAACGGCAACGUAACACCAAGAAGUUUCUUCACAACUACCACACGCUGCUGUCAGGGCUUCGGCCCUACAGUUCCCUCUAUGUGUCGGGGGACAGGAAUUCUGGAGGCACAAGUCAGCUCAUAUCUAAAAAGCGGGGUUUCUUCCGGAUUCAUGGUGGCUGCAAGCAGAGUGGGAAGAUUGGAUUUCGUGACCGCAUUAAGAUGAACAGUUCCCGAUCCACUCAGGCACUCCGGAGCAAGGCUUCUUCUCCUGUACCACCAGGGAGUGUGCGCCAAUCACCGAGCAAUGAGAACAUGCCGGAAGCCACCAGUCCCACUAAGGUGCAGAAAAGCUGGAGUUUCAAUGACCGAACCCGCUUCCGCACUUCUUUACGGCUGAAAGCGCGCCCUUCCACAGAUGUGGAGGGAGUUGGGGAAGAGAACACAGAGGACAAGUCAUACUGUGAUGUUGCUGUAGAGGAUGUCAUACCAGCAGUGAAGACCUUGAUUCGAGCAGUUAGGAUAUUGAAGUUUUUGGUCGCCAAGCGCAAGUUUAAAGAAACACUGCGACCAUAUGAUGUGAAGGAUGUGAUUGAGCAGUAUUCAGCUGGACACCUAGACAUGCUGGGCAGAAUUAAGAGCCUGCAGAUGAGGGUAGAUCAGAUUGUAGGCCGUGGUGCUGUUCCGUCUGAUAAAAGGGGAAGGACAGAAAAAGGUGAAAAGACUCCUCCGGAACUGGAUCUGCUGGACGAGCUGAGCAUGAUGGGACGUGUAGUUAAGGUGGAGAAACAGGUGCAGUCCAUUGAGAACAAGCUGGACCUACUGCUGAACUUUUAUUCUCAGUGCCUAAAAAAGGGUUCGUCCCACUUCACGCUGUCCUCCUUACUGGAGCCUGACCUCACCUCUGACUACCACAGUCCCACUGACCAGCGAGAGCUCUUCCCCUCUGCCAACACACUCAACAUCUCCCAUUCAGACAGUGGCAACAUGGAGUGAGCUCUGCAGAGAGCAGGAGAACAAUGAGCUGUGACUGCAGCCACGGGACACACAGCCAGGAGCUUCAAGUCUCACAUGACGUAUCCCGAAAAGCCCUUCUUACAGCCUUUUAAAUGCUCCAGCCAUUAUCACAUUCUGACAUGGCGUUGCCUACCUCUACACUGAUGUAUGACUUUAAAAUGUUUUAUGACUUGAGUCUGCACCUUGUUACGACCCCAUUAAUAUGUUUAUGUCUACAAAUAUUUGAAUGUUAUGAAUGUACAAUUUGUUAGUUUGACCAUUAUCAGCACUAGACGUUUGUUCCUCUCUUUUCUAAAUCCAGUAUUUGUCCAAUAACAUACACCUCAUAUUUAAUAUUCAUGUCCUUUGUUAUUUUCCCUCACUUAAAGACCUCUCCCUUUGUGCUUAUCUGCAUUUUUUAUUAUUAUUAUUAUUAUUAUUGUAUGUGGUGUUAAAAGAAGACAGUCUAUGUGCAUUCUUGGGUAAACACUGAUAUUUCAUUUGAAGGAAAAACAGGUUUAUAAGAUAUGAUGAAUUGAAUAGCAGAGGAAUUAUUAUUAUUUUUUUUUUUGUGAACACAUGUCCUAGGAACUUUUCAGUCUUCCAAAGGAGAGGGGAUGGAGCACUGUUACUUGACCACUAAAAACUCAUUUACUGAAGAAACUUCAUUUACUGUCACCUCUCCCAUCUCUUAAAAAAAACUACAAAUAAGUGUUUGUGUUACAUUUAAUGCACAUUUCAUGUCUUUUAUUUCUCAAUACUGUGAUAACAGAGUUCUUAACAUAGAAAAGUUCUUUUUGUUGUUUUAUUUUGUUAAAAUGAGUAGACUUCAAUAAGAAUUCUAUUUUUCUGAGAUUCGGGGCUUUAGUCUUCAAAUGAAUCUGAGCAGAGUUUGAGUGUUAGAUUUUGGUCUCUGUUUCACUUUUAAGCUUUGAGCUGAUGCAGCAUCCUUUUUUGCCACGAGGUGGCGCUGAGCUUCUAUUGAAUGUACUGCAUACCCUUAACCUCAUGAUGUGGACAGUUCAGCACUAUAGUCAAAAGCUGGACAAAAGACAAAAAUCUCUUUCCUAAACUCUUGAUCUGUUUGUUGCAUGGCCCAAACAAACAUGCCCGUGAUGGGAAGAAUGAACUAGGUCUGGUGUGGCGCUCUCACAGUACUUUGACACACCAUGGUAACUUCUUAGCUGCUUGUAGCGCUUUCUAUGCUGCGCAGAUUGGGGUACAGUUUUCUGUUUCUCUCAGAUGUCUCUCAAGAGCCCACUGUGCAAAACAACAAAGAAAUGAAUAAUUAAUCAAUUAAUGAUAUAUAGAUAGGAAUUGAAAUGAAUAUUCCUCCAUGAAUAGUAAUGCAUGUCUGGAGGCCUUUUUAGGAGGACUAGUAGCAUAAGUAGCACACCUUUCUUUUUUAUUUAGAUAUAAUUUAGACUUAGAGGAGGGUUUAUAUGCCCUGUUCUCAUCCUUAGAUCCUAUUUCCUUUGUGCCUUGCCACCUUUUUCAUCCUGCAUGUAAUUCAGACCAAAUGAAAUGGUGCAGCCCUACUGGAAUAUAACGAGAAAACUUAAGGUUCUGCUGUAUGUGCUUUUGUACGUCCAUUACUUUUAUUGUUUGUUUUUAUAAAGAUCUCUAAUUACCCCUACUGUAAGAGGCAUGUAAUGACAUAAGUCAUUAGUGGAUAAAAUAGGAAUGGUCACAUAUUACUUUUGUGACACACCCACUGGGAAUUGUCUUGGUUUCCCAUAUUUGCCCAGUAUAGAUUUUCUGAGCAGAAGUGAUCAAAAUUAAGUGACUGAUCUAAGACUUUAGUCUUUGUGCAUGAGCUCCAUAUCAGUAUCUAUGCAUGUAAUGUAGGGAAGGGGGGUCCAGCUUUAUUAAAAAUGCUGCAGCCAGUCUGGUCAAACAAGAGCAUGGCAGGAGAAGUAGAGGAAACAGCACUUCUAUGCCUUAUCUUCAUAAUUAGAGCAUACGGAUGUGUUUACGAUAUAAAGGUAGACCUAAGCAUUGUUUUGGCCUACUUGUCAUGGCAUUAAUGAAUCAUUUGAAAUGGACUGAACUGGAGUACACAAAAUCCAAAAGGAGUUUUCUACAUAACCAUGUUUGCACCUACACAUGUUCAGAUAUUGUAUGCUCUUGGCAAAAAAGAAGUUUAUCUUCCUCUCACAUCAUACACACAUUUUGCUUUGCCUUAUUCUUUUGUUUGUUUAGUCUUUUGUUAAUUAUUUUAAAUUAAUUUCCUUCCUUUUUUCCUGUUUGAUAUUCCUUACAUUUAGGCUUUUAAUUCAUUUCUCUCGCCAUAUCAUUACUUUCGGCUCUUGUUGAUUUUGUGUUGAGCUCCACGAAGCUACCUUUAACCAUUUCUAUUUUAUUCAUUGAUUGAGUUUAUGGACAUGAUUGUUAUCUGCUAACGUGAGAGAUCAUUUGCUCUACAAUAUGUAUGUUCAGUCUAGUAUGAUUGUAAAAGAAGAAUGAAUAAAGCCAGAUUUUGUUUAAGAAAAAGCAGGAUUAUUA